AUGCACGCUGCACUCUUGUAUCCGGACCAGUCUUUUGUCUCGAGAAUGCUUAAAAGAUUUCCCACAUUCCACUUCACACUUGGUCUUGUAUGGUCAACACUGCAACCAUCACAACAUCAACCAUUAAUCACCCCACUUCCACACUCGCCAUCACCACCACCACCACCUCCUCCUCCUCCUCCUCCUCCCCAUCCAACAACCAUGAGCUCAAUCUCGUCCGACCAGCCCGCCCUCAAGGGAAAGGGCCCCGCGCCCAACUACAAUCACCAUCACGAGUCCACCACCAACGGCGCCGGCGGCUUCCGCCCGCAAGCUCCCAUGGCCGUGCAGCCUCCCAGGGCCGAAGACCUCCAGAAAUCCUACGCCAGCAUCAUCACUAACGAUGCCGACCCCAAGGACUGGUACGGCUACAUGAUCAACGGCCUCGGCGCUGUCAUCGGCACCAUUGGCGCCAUCCCGUGCUGCAUCAUGUGCCCGAACCCCUACAAGACCGUGCAGCAAGGCAACGUCGGCCUGGUGACCAAGUUCGGCAAGUUCUACAAGGCCGUCGACCCGGGUCUCGUCCGCGUCAACCCGCUCGCCGAGAAGCUGAUCCAGGUGGACGUCAAGAUCCAGAUCGUCGAGGUGCCGCAGCAAGUCUGCAUGACCAAGGACAAUGUGACGGUGCAGUUGACAUCGGUUAUCUACUACCACAUCGUCAGUCCGCACAAGGCUGCCUUUGGCAUCACCAACGUCAAGCAGGCCCUGAUCGAGCGCACCCAGACCACGCUGCGCCAUGUCAUCGGUGCCCGCGUGCUGCAGGACGUGAUCGAGCGCCGCGAGGAGAUUGCCCAGUCCAUUGGCGAGAUCAUCGAGGACGUCGCGGCCGAAUGGGGCGUGGCGGUCGAGAGCAUGCUUAUCAAGGACAUCAUCUUCUCCCACGAGCUGCAAGAUUCGCUCUCCAUGGCUGCCCAGAGCAAGCGCAUCGGCGAGAGCAAGAUUAUUGCCGCAAAGGCCGAGGUCGAGGCCGCCAAGCUGAUGAGGCAGGCCGCUGAUAUCUUGAGUUCUGCUCCUGCUAUGCAGAUUCGCUAUCUUGAAGCAAUGCAGGCUAUGGCCAAGUCUGCGAACAGCAAGGUGAUCUUCUUGCCGGCGACGAAUCAGACGAUGCCUAGUCAGGCCCAGUUCAAUGCGUCGUUGGAUGCCCCGGGGUCCUUUAAUCCGGGUGAGCAGGGUGAAGGCAGCGGUUCGAAGAACAAAACGUCUACGUUCCACGACUUUGGAGGUUCCGAUGGAGGAUUCCAGCAGGCGUUGAAUGCCCACUUGGUCGAGAACCUAUAA
Molecule: messenger RNA, 1317 nt
Organism: Neurospora hispaniola
Lineage: Eukaryota; Fungi; Ascomycota; Sordariomycetes; Sordariales; Sordariaceae
Exons: 2
Coding region: 1-1317 (438 amino acids)
Cellular component (GO): plasma membrane
Source: RefSeq, a predicted model, not a curated record